AUGGCAACGUGCAUUAGCGCGCAGAAGACGACACCCGAGGGCGACUGCGCCCAGGAGCGGCUGGCACAGUGUUCGUCCUCGUUGGCGAUCAUAACAGACCAGAGUGACCUCGGCUUCAUUGCCAACAAAGAUGAACUCGAGAAGGUUUGCCCAGACUUGGCCGGCGGGCUGCGCUGUAUCGAGAGGUACACGAGGCGCUGCAUGAGCGAGGAGCAGCGAAAGCAUUUCAACCGGCUGUACGCGGGCACCACCAUGGUCAUCCAGCAGCUCUGCCGCGACGGGCCCUACCGAGCAGAAUUCCUAAGACACGCACCCUGCAUGCGUAAAGCAAGGACUGACUACGAAGUUUGUGCCACUGUAUACCAAGAAAGAAUCCGAGAGUUGCAGACAUCAAUGAACGGUAGCUCUUUCGUUAUUGCAGGAGAAAAUCAGCUUAAACUCGUCUGCUGCUCUUUUCAGGACUACCUACAAUGUUCGCUGAAAAUCGUUCGUCAGAUAUGUGGGGAGGAAACUGCCAGAUUCACGAAGCAUUUCCUGGAUCGAAUGUCAUCGUCUUUGAUAAAGAUCCACUGUGAGCAGUAUCCUGUAGACUCCCUGGUGUGUCGCGGGCCAGCCGAUCCGGAGAGCGCCAGCAGCAGCAGCAGCAGGAGGCAGCCACACGCAGCCACGCACUCCUUCCUCUCCCUGGCCACGGCGCCAAAUGCUGCCGAAGGACCACCCACGUCACAACCUAAAGUGCUACCGGUGACCUACGCCGCUGCUCUAGCUUCUCCUACCGCUUUGCAACGUCGUCCGGGCGCCACCAACGACGCCACCAACGAGCCCGACCAGACACCGACGGAGAGCGCCUCGGAGGGCCCGCCGUCUCGGCCGGCCAUCGACACCGCUCCGACGAAGCCGACGCAACCGAACGCUGUCCCUGACCUCGACAACACGAUGGAGAUCGACUCGCUCAUCGUUCCUAGAGCGGCCUUCCUGCCAGAGCGACGCGACUCCCUUCCGUCUUCGGACUCGGAGGGCUGCAGAAGGAAACAACGUUCCCCGAAACGUCGCAAGCGAAGGCGUCGCACCGUUUCCGGCCAAGAGGAGACGUUGCAAGUCCUGGAUGACGCAACCGUCGACCAGCACGAGGCCCCAGAACCCGCUACUGCUGACGUAGACGUUAUGAGCGUGGCGACAUCCAUCGGUGUCCCUGCGCCCAUCCCCCCGACUCCCCAUGCGGACGCUGAACUAAUUCAUGAACAUAUCACAGGCGACACUACACCACGCACCAUUACAUAA
Molecule: messenger RNA, 1281 nt
Organism: Schistocerca gregaria
Lineage: Eukaryota; Metazoa; Arthropoda; Insecta; Orthoptera; Acrididae
Exons: 7
Coding region: 1-1281 (426 amino acids)
Source: RefSeq, a predicted model, not a curated record